Physcomitrium patens is the source of this 3219-nucleotide messenger RNA. RefSeq lists its product as uncharacterized. Gene Ontology annotation, cellular component: spliceosomal complex. Gene Ontology annotation, molecular function: RNA binding. NCBI's taxonomy places the organism in Eukaryota, Viridiplantae, Streptophyta, Bryopsida, Funariales, Funariaceae. Gene Ontology annotation, biological process: regulation of mRNA splicing, via spliceosome. The record is from RefSeq and is a predicted model, not a curated record.
UAUGCUUUGCGGAGUGUUAUUCUGCUGCUUCUUCUUCUUCUGUAGCCCUGCACUUGCAUCACUUUGUUUUAUUUAUUUUUUUAUUUUUCUCGCGCAGUGUGGUGUGAACUCUACCAUCGGGCAUGCAUCGUUGCCUUGCCGCGUCUUUGUGUGUUGCAUUCUAGUCAGAAUCGUCACGGCGGCACUCUUCCCGCCUACACCAUGUCGGGCGGUUUUUUUCGGGGAACGUCCGCGGAUCAGGAUACUCGUUUUUCUAAUAAGAUGAAAAAGUUGCUGAAGUCUCAGAAAUUUGCGCCCGAGCUUGAUGUCACGAUCGACACCUCAAAGGUUCAAAUGGAUGUUAUUAAACCCUGGGUAGCUACUCGAGUGACGGAACUACUUGGCUUUGAAGAUGAAGUCUUAAUUAAUUUUAUAUAUGGUAUGCUCGAAGAAAAGAAUGUAGAUGGAAAACAUGUUCAGAUUCAGCUUACAGGCUUCAUGGAGAAAAAUACGGGAAAAUUCAUGAAAGAGCUUUGGAGCUUGUUGAUGAGCGCUCAGUCCAAUGUCAGUGGUAUUCCGCAGCAAUUCUUGGAUCAAAAGGCUGAAGAGACCCGCCUUAAAAAGGCCGAAUCUGAGCGCAUUGCAGCCGAGCUUCAGCGCAAGAGGGAUCUCGACAAAGUAGCUGAGGACGAGCGACAACGUGAAAAAGACGCAGCAGCAGAGGCUGCAAAGAAAGUCAAGGAAGCUAAUGGAUUUGCUGACAAAGAUCGGGUCCCUAAACAUUCUGAUGACAUAAGAUCGAGGCGGGGGAACGGACAAUUUAGAAGGUCGGUUAGCAAAGUUCGAUCUUCACCCGGCCGAGAUUCUAGACGGCGCCAACGUUCCAAGCAAUCAUCAGAUUCUAGUUUGUCCAGGUAUUCUCGAAGUGUUUCUCGAUCACCUCGGCGACGUCGGAGAUCUUUUUCACCUGGUCGACCGUCUCGUGUCUCAAGGGUUGUACGUUCCCCCGUGAGACGGAACUACUCACGAUCACCGAUUCGUAGAAGAAAGUCUCCACCUGCACAUAGGUCUCCUGUGAGGCGUCGUUACGCUUCACGGUCUCCACCCGCACGAAGGUCUUCAAGUUAUUCCCUUUCCCCAGCGCCACGAAGCCGUGCCAGGAGUCCUCGUCGUAGAAACGGGGGGCAUCUUAGGAGAGAGUUUCGGAGCCCUGAGAGAGUGGAUCGGCCUGGCGGGAGGGAAAGACGUUUAAGCAGUUCUCCAGGUUUCCGAGGACCAGAACCUCAUCAAAUUCCACCCGUAGCUCUCCGUCGACCUACUGGUUUUGGAGAUAGAGCGACUCCUCCAGACGGUGAUGACUGGAGAGCAGUGUCAGACAGAGAUGGAAUCGGCAGCACUGGAAAUAAACGUGUGCUUGGUGACAAAGAUGAGAAAAUUGUCGGGGUAGUAGAGGCAAGUGAGGUUGCCAGUGAUAAAAAAAUGCACAGUGGCGUAGAUGAGCGGAAGUCAGGAUCUGACCGAGGUGUCAGGGAGAAAAAAGACAACUGGUCUCAUAGUGGCUUGAAUGAAGAAGAGGGAGAGUCUCGGAGAGGUGGUAGGGAUGUAGACGGAGAGAAAAGGCUUUUUACUGAUAUGGAGGAGAGGAGAAGUGGGUAUCACAGGUCUGACAAGAACACCAGAGAGCGGUGGGUCCAUAACGAUUCAAAUGAGGGUCAGAAAGAGUCUCCCAGAGCCCGUACUGGUGUUCCUGGUGAAAAACGCCCUCACAGUGAAAUUGAACGCAACACAGGUGUCGACAGGUCUGGAAGUGAUAGUCGUGAGGUGGGCAGGUAUUACGAUGAUAAUGGGAAAAGCGUCCUGGAUAGAUUCAGAAAGGAUGGUGGUAAUGGAAAACGUGACAUGGAUUUUAGAAGGGAGGAUCGUUACUUCACUGAUCAGAGGGACAGACCUACUAUGAGAGAGAGAAGUCCUCUACCAGACAGGCAACAGGUACGCAAAGAAACACGGGGGUCGAGGAAAGUUGUCGAAACGUUUCAGAGUCCCUCCAAAGAGAGGAAGAGCGAAGACUACGGGCGGCGAUCUGUUGAUUUCGAUGACGAUGACUCUGGUGUGGUCAGGGAAAACGUUUCAAAGAAGUCUAGAGUACAGAAGGCUGAAGACGAUGGGUUUGCUAGAGACAAUGAUGAAGAUAGCUUUUCACCAAGAGGAAGUGAAGAAAGACGUAAGGAGGAGAAACGGCGUAGGAAAGAAGAGAAAAGGCUCCGCCGAGAGGAAAGGCAUAAACGGAAGAGAGAGGAGAAGCAGAAACGGAAAGACAAAAAACUUUCAAUGAGUACUGGAGGUUUAAACGGGGAGGAUAAAAUAGAUAAUCAUGAAGGAACGGAGCAGAUUGAGGGAGAAUAUGAUCAGAAACAGCGAGAGAAUGAAUUGCGGCACGCAGCGCUAGAGUCGCUGCGUGCCAAGAAGGCCAUAUCUCACUAAUGCUCUUGUGAUUGGAAGAUUUUUUUACAGCAGUGAUAAGGUGUAUCAUGUAUGAUUGGCCGACUGGAACUUGAGCUGUGAGAUUCAGAUAUGAGGAACUUUUGAUUUGUGGGUCGUGAAUGUAGGUAGUAUUAGUUGGGGUAUAAAGGCUGAAAUGCCUUUCUCUUGCUGGUUUAUCUUACUGAAUGUCCAUGCUGGGCGGCAGGACCUUGGCCACAUUCGGAACCUGAUCAAUCUGGAGAGGGCUUUAAAUGUCGGAGAAUUAAAAGUGGCACCGUUGCUGGUAAUAUUUGCUGGCUCUUGCACGCCGUUGAUUUUUGUCUCAAGGACCAUCAGACUUUGGUUUCUUUCUUAUCACCUGUGUGACCUACUCACUGAAGACAUUCAUGUUUUUUUAAGUGCAGCUUGGAUUGGAUUCUGCAAGAACCUUCUCUUUUAUUUCCAGACAGCCUCCCGCAGGACUCCUACAGUUGUCCUUUGACCUUUUCUGUUGGAUGCUGGACUCGUUUGGUUCAGAAUCACCUGAGACUUGACCCACGUGAUGAUGUGGUUAGUUUGCACGGCGCGUUGAAUCUGGUAGUAAUCACGACUGUUGUAGUGGAUGCUUGUCAUACUUUUCGCUCUGUUAUUUAAGCAUAAGUUGGUUUUUCUCUCGACACUCGGGGUUUUGCGCGUGUGUAGUGUCUAAAAUCACCCUUGUACAAUUAUGAUUCUAACACAGUUGGUUCUGCUGCUAGUCUUUCGACUCUUUUAUGCUCA